Messenger RNA from Moneuplotes crassus, 514 nucleotides. NCBI's taxonomy places the organism in Eukaryota, Ciliophora, Spirotrichea, Euplotida, Euplotidae. The record is from the annotation of a GenBank genome assembly.
AAAAUGUCAAACUUCGAGGAACAAAGAACCUCAAUUCUGGAGUCAAAUGAAAUUAACGAGCAAAUUUCAGAGGAUUACAUAAGAGGAUUUGAAGAGUAUAAGACUCAUGAAGCGCCAGAAUGGGUUUCAGAACGAUUAGAAGAAUUUAGAGAAAAACACCCUAUUUCCUUACCCAAAAAUCUACUCGACCUCACCCACAGUGAGAUAAUAACUGCUUCAGUUUCAGACACUGACGGAAGCAUACCUGAACAAGCAAAACAGAAUUUUAAGCAGAGGAAGAAGACUGGAGAUUUUAAAAGAGGAGCAUUAAGAGACAAAAAUAUGGAGAAGAAGUGAAGGGAGAUUGAGAGAAGUAUUAAGAGGAAGGUGAAUUAAGACCAAGAGACAGAUGAACAAGAGUAGGGUGUAUAUGAGAAAUAUUAUGAAGAAGAGUAAUAGAUGGAAAGAGUAUUAUAAAGGAUCAGGUUCGUAUUAUGAUCCUUCUGUGUAAGUGGAGUUGCUUGAUUUUAUUAGA